UCUAUUUUACACAUUUGCAGGACUUAGACUAGCGUUAAAAAACUAAUUUCUCGGGCAGACGCUUAUCGCGCUGUCCCCAAAUUUAUAUAAUUUUUAAAUACUUUUAUUUCAAAUAAACUACUUAUAACUAUCUACUGUAUCACUUGUCAUUCUGCAACCUCUCCUUUGAAAAACCUUUUUCAUCAUCAACGUCGUUGGAUUCAAAAUUGUAAGCGUUAGUGAAGGAUCACUGCAGUUGAUUGUUUUGGUUUAUGGCAGAAUACCUAUCCGACAUCCGUGUAUGGUGAACAUGGCACGAUGUAAGCAUCAGUUAUCAUUCUGUGCAUCAAAAUUGAAAUAGGUACUUAAACUUGAAUACAUUGUAUCCAGUGUGCUGUUAGACGACCGAUCGCGUACGCCACCAUACCGCGGAAACCGUUUUUAAACAUCAAAAUAAUGUUCGUGAUGGAAAAAACGAAAUCGUUAAACUUGCGGUACAACGAGAUGUGUAAUGACUGGGACGGCUUACAUGAGUGCAUAGAUCCCAAGAAGUACAAACACGGCCAGUUGGUGCUGUCUUGGAAAAGACUGAACGUGUCAGUAGAAAAAAUCACACAGAAGUUUUUUCAAAAAUCAAAAAUCACUCGCCAACAAAUACUGUACAACGUUAGUGGAAACGCACAAUGUGGAAAUCUUCUAGGAAUAAUGGGCCCAAGUGGUUCGGGAAAAACUACUUUGAUGGCCACCAUAAGUCAUCGAACUAAAGGAAAUUUUGAAGGAGAACUGUUACUGAACGGUCGUCCGGUGUCCGAAGAAGUGAUGAUUAAAAUAUCCGGUUUCGUUCCGCAACACGACAUCACCUUUGAGCAGCUGACGACUUUGGAACACUUGUAUUUAAUGGCGAAUUUAAAAAUGGAUCGCCGCACGACCAAAACCGCACUAAAAGCACGCGUCGACUAUACGGUCAUUACAUUGGGCAUGCGCGAAUUUCUGGACACCGCUCUGUCGAUGUUAUCCGGCGGUGAACGCAAGAAAGUCGCACUCGCUGUCCAGCUGCUGAACGACCCGCCGAUACUGUUUUGCGACGAGGUCACUACGGGCCUGGACAGUUAUUCGGCCACGCACAUAGUCAACACGCUAAAGCGGAUCGCGCGAACCGGUAAAAUCGUGAUCUGCACAAUCCAUCAGCCCGCGUCCGGCGUGUUCGACAAGUUCGACGAAAUCGUUUUGCUGUCCAACGGACGACUUGCGUACCAGGGACCCGUUCCAAUGAUUAAUCAACUGUUUCAAAAAUUUAGUUACAAAUGCCCGGAUUUGUACAACAAGGCAGAUUUUUUAAUUUCUAUUAUGAAUUCCGAUAAUGAACAAACAAAAAGAAAUGUUGAUGAAAUGUGCAAGUUAUCUUCAACGGACAAACAAACGGAUCUAAAUUAUGAUUUAUUUAAUGACCAAAUACUAUUGGAUUAUACUCAACAUUUACAAAUACAAAAAUCAUUAUGGAUUACACAGCUAAUAUUGAUUUUAAACAGAUCUAUCAUAUGUCUUCUAAGAAAUUACAAAGUAAAGCUACUGGAAUUGGGAACUAUAAUGUUUCUUGGUGUCAUAUUAUCAACGCCAUAUCUAGACCUGAAGUUUGAUACCAAAGCCGUACAAAAUUGGCAAGGGUUUUGGUUCAGUCUAAUUACGAAUUCUAUUUUCCAAUAUUGUUAUACGUCUAUUAUAACCUACCAAGCCGAAUUUCCAGUUGUCCAUCGAGAAGUCAGUAACAAUAUUUAUGCAUUGAGUGUAUAUUAUAUUUCUCAAAUUGUCAUUACGUUCAUUUGGACAGUUCUUGAAACAAUGGUGUACACAUAUUUGGUAUUUUGGGUAGUAGGCGUUAACUGGGAGCUAUUAAUUGUGACAACAUUCGUGAUAAAUAUGUUGAUAUGUAGAUCAUAUGGUAGUGUUCUAUCAGCUUUUUUUGAUAAAUUCGAAAAUAUUGUUAUAUUUUCAUUGGUGUACGAUUAUCUUGCAAUAUCACUUUGUGGCGCAUACAUUUCACUUGGAACAUUACCAUUCAUAUUGUAUUAUUUGAAAUAUUUUUCAAUAUUUUUUCUUGGCUGUGAAACAUUAUCUAUAUUACAAUGGCGAGACAUCACAUUCAUACCAUGCCUAGAUGUUGAAAACUGCUUGCGCAACGGCAAGGAAGUCUUGUUGAGUUAUGGCUACGACAUUGAUCGAUUCAACACAGAUAUCGUAAUUUUAGGAUCCUUUUACGUUGUUUUGUAUAUGAUUGGAUAUUAUGGAUUACUUAGGAGAACAAAAAAACAACCAGCUUAUUGAAAGAAGACUAAUAUAGAUAAUUUUGUUUUUACUGUUGUGUAUAGGUGUUUAGGUUUACUCGAUAGAUGCAUUAAUUCCUAACCCAUGAUUUAAUGUAUCGAGUUAUACCAUUAGCCCUAAGGAUAUAUCAACAUCAUUAUAAA
Acyrthosiphon pisum (pea aphid) is the source of this 2444-nucleotide messenger RNA. Its product is annotated as protein scarlet. The coding region runs from base 436 to 2301 and encodes 621 amino acids. The transcript has 15 exons. Gene Ontology annotation, molecular function: ATP hydrolysis activity; ABC-type transporter activity; ATP binding. Gene Ontology annotation, biological process: transmembrane transport. Gene Ontology annotation, cellular component: plasma membrane. NCBI's taxonomy places the organism in Eukaryota, Metazoa, Arthropoda, Insecta, Hemiptera, Aphididae. The record is from RefSeq and is a predicted model, not a curated record.